Arctia plantaginis is the source of this 675-nucleotide messenger RNA. NCBI's taxonomy places the organism in Eukaryota, Metazoa, Arthropoda, Insecta, Lepidoptera, Erebidae. The record is from the annotation of a GenBank genome assembly.
AUGAGCUGGGUUAAGUCAAGCGAAUUUAACUCAAAUUAUGUUUGUUCGCUGGACGUAUUUUAUUCAGUGCUUCUGAUAACGGAGAUCAACGUGCAAUUGGCAUUGUUCCGCGACCUUCUGAUUCACAUCGGCCAACCACAUGACUGUCCUGAGCUUCGAGAACGUGUGCGACGACUGCGACGCGCAUGCGUCGAGGCCACGAAGCAGACUAGCCAGCUCGUACUUCCUAACUGUAAAAAGUCCACGAGUGAAGGCUGCACAGAACAACCUCAAAUGGUGCUGCUGUACUUCAUGGCACAGCUUCUGCUACGAGAGCUUGCCAAGUGUCACCGACUCGUUCAACUCGUGCCAAUGGACAUGACGUCUUAUUACGAAAACCGGGCCGGUCCGUCCAACUUCGGCAACGUGAUCAGCCAAAUUUUGCUCUGCAAACAGAUUACGCCAGACUUCAAUCAAGAAGAGUUAUGCAGUAUCAUCAAGGAUACGCAAGAAAUCACAAAAAUAGUCAACGAUAUACAAGAAUAUUUACCACAACACGAGAAUUUGAACCACUUAGAGAGCAACAUCGCACUAAAAGGGGACGACGUUAACGGUCUAUGGAGGGAUAAGCGAAGAGGAUCUCUAUACAAAGGCAUGGGAGUACUCUGUUGUGUGUCCCGACCUAACUACCUCUGA